This is a messenger RNA of Nezara viridula (southern green stink bug), 273 nucleotides long. The record is from the annotation of a GenBank genome assembly. Lineage: Eukaryota; Metazoa; Arthropoda; Insecta; Hemiptera; Pentatomidae.
AUGAGGCAAUGCCAACAGCACAUCAUAUGCCAGAUACGCAGAGGCACGUAUUUUCAGAUCGUGAACUGGAUAUCCAACCUACAAGUAGCGGAAUGGACAACCAAGAGUGCACGCAGAUAUCUAAUGAAAAUAUAUAAUCAGCAGGGAAGCCGUCUGAAAGUGAAGAUGAACACCAGGUCGACAACAUUGAUGAAGACCCAAACUGGUAUCCAGAUUCCGAAGAGGAAGGCAGGUAAGAAGUUCGGUCACCUUAUCAGUUGCGAAGCAGGGUAA